CCCCCUCCCCUCCGCACUCCAUGCCGGGUCUCUCUCCAGCUCGCUUGGGCUCGUUCGCGCCGCGUGAGAGUUGGCAAAAACCUCGCAGCCGCCGCUGCCGCCUCCGCCUCGACCCGGUUACCGCCCCAGCCUCUCCCCCUUCUCCCGAGCCCUCCGCUCCCGCCAUGGGGCCAACAUGGGGCUCCUAAAUUGCCGCCUUUUAGCUGCGCGCUCUCCGGCCAAAGUCCUCGAGGGCCGGUUAUGGUUUACGGCGCUAGAGGGGCCAGCACAGAGGUAACGGGAAGGGGAAAGGACGGCUAAUUGGGGGAAACAAGGCCAAACGAUGAGUUUCCAAAAGGAGGACGGAGUGAGCAGCCUGUGCCAGAAGGCGCUGCAUAUCGUCACCGAGCUGUGCUUCGCGGGCCAGGUGGAGUGGGAGAAAUGCUCGAGCAUCUUCCCCACGGACAGAGGCAGCCAGGGCGGAAGUAGCACAGAUAUUUCAGUCAGCCUGUUAGCAGUUGUUGUCAGCUUUUGUGGCCUGGCCUUGUUGGUUGUUUCACUUUUUGUCUUCUGGAAGUUGUGCUGGCCUUGCUGGAAGAGCAAACCUGUGACUUCCAAUGUCAGUACCCUUCCACAGAGCAUGUCAAGUGCUCCCACUGAAGUUUUUGAGACUGAAGAGAAAAAAGAGGUUAAAGAAAAUGGAGAACCAGCACUAAAAGCUAUUGAGCCUGCAAUAAAAAUCAGCCACACUUCCCCUGAUAUCCCAGCAGAAGUCCAAACUGCUUUAACAGAACAUUUAAUUAAACACGCACGUGUGCAAAGACAAACUACUGAGCCUACAUCUUCAUCCCGACAUAAUUCCUUCAGAAGACACCUACCAAGGCAAAUGCAGAUUUCCAGUGUUGAUUUUGGCAUGGGCACAGAACCCAUUUUACAAAGAGGAGAAACAACAACCAGCAUUGGGAGAAUAAAACCAGAGCUCUACAAACAGAAAUCAGUUGACUCUGAGGGCAACAAGAAAGAAGAUGUCAAAACCUGUGGGAAGCUUAACUUCACCCUCCAGUAUGAUUAUGAAAAUGAACUUCUAGUUGUUAAAAUUAUCAAAGCCUUAGAUCUCCCUGCUAAAGACUUCACAGGAACUUCUGACCCUUACGUGAAGAUGUAUCUUCUUCCAGAUAGGAAAAAGAAAUUUCAGACCCGUGUGCACAGAAAAACUUUAAAUCCUGUGUUUGAUGAAACUUUUCAGUUUCCUGUAGCAUAUGAUCAACUAAGCAACCGAAAACUACAUUUCGGUGUGUAUGAUUUUGACAGAUUUUCUAGACAUGACAUGAUUGGGGAAGUGAUUUUUGAUAAUUUGUUUGAAGCCUCUGAUCUCUCCAGGGAAGCCACAGUAUGGAAAGAUAUUCAUUGUGCUACCACAGAAAGUAUAGACCUGGGUGAAAUCAUGUUUUCCCUUUGUUAUUUGCCAACUGCUGGACGUAUGACAUUGACAGUCAUCAAGUGCAGAAAUCUGAAAGCUAUGGAUAUCACCGGCUCAUCAGAUCCUUAUGUCAAAGUGUCUCUGAUGUGUGAGGGUCGAAGAUUAAAAAAGAGGAAAACGACUACAAAGAAAAACACUCUAAACCCUGUGUACAAUGAGGCCAUUAUUUUUGAUAUCCCUCCAGAGAAUGUGGACCAGGUCAGCCUCUCCAUUGCAGUCAUGGAUUAUGACAGGGUAGGACACAAUGAAGUCAUAGGAGUGUGUAGAACAGGACUGGACGCUGAGGGUCUUGGGCGAGACCACUGGAAUGAAAUGCUGGCCUAUCACCGAAAACCAAUAACACAUUGGCACCCCUUGCUGGAGUUACCUGGUCGGGCAACCAGUUUUGAUAGUCAAGGAUCCUGUCCAUCUCCCAAACCACCUUCCACACCAUAAUGCUUUCAAAAUAAGACCAUUAUAAUAAGGACCCAGGACCGUGUACUCAUCAGAUAAAAAAAAAAAAAAAAAAAAAGAGGAAGAUUUGAUCUCAUUUAAAAUAUAUCCUGAUAAUGAACAAAUGAUGUGCAAUUUUUAUUUACCUUUUUUGUCUGUUUAUUAACUUUGGACAUCUUGAUGUAUUUUACUUGAAUACAAAUGGUCCUUACAUAAGGCUUUUUAUUCUUUGUGUCAUAUGCCAAUUAGCACAAAGAAUGUUUUCACUGAGUUGUAAAUUCUUUGCAUAAGCAAAGAAUACAUUUUUUGAAAAUAAUCCAUACUUAUCUAAAAUUAAAUAGUUAAUGCUGCUAUUGUAUAAAGAAGCACAUGUCACAUAUGUAUGGUUUUGACUUUAUUAAAACUAUGUUCAUUUCUAGCUGUGCACAUGUUUCUAUAUACACUUUAAGGGAAAUUCUGAACUUUACUCACAGCAUUAAAUCCUUGAAUAAUCAAAUUAAUAUACUUAUCUGAUAAUAUAUUCUUUCAUUCUCAACAAAAUCUUUUCUUGGUGAAGUUCGGCUCUG
Messenger RNA from Delphinapterus leucas (beluga whale), 2457 nucleotides. It is a transcript of the gene SYT10, whose product is annotated as synaptotagmin 10. Gene Ontology annotation, molecular function: phosphatidylserine binding; clathrin binding; SNARE binding. Gene Ontology annotation, cellular component: exocytic vesicle; plasma membrane. NCBI's taxonomy places the organism in Eukaryota, Metazoa, Chordata, Mammalia, Artiodactyla, Monodontidae. Gene Ontology annotation, biological process: calcium-ion regulated exocytosis. The record is from RefSeq and is a predicted model, not a curated record.